Molecule: messenger RNA, 411 nt
Organism: Elaeis guineensis (African oil palm)
Lineage: Eukaryota; Viridiplantae; Streptophyta; Magnoliopsida; Arecales; Arecaceae
Source: RefSeq, a predicted model, not a curated record
AUGUCGACCGUCUCGUCGGACAGGCCUAUAAGCCCGGCCACCACCCGGGUCAGCUGGAUUGGGACCGCUGUCCACCCGUUCUCCUCAUCGUACGCUACCCCGCCGAUGUCCGCCGCGUCGCCCUCGACGCCGCCACCGGCGUCUUCCCGGGGCUUGUCCCCGGGCUCCGUCCUUGUCGACAUGCCCACCAACGACCCAGCCCUCACCUCUGAUAUCGCCUCCGCAUUCGCCGUCGAUGCCUUUGUCUUGGGCGGCGUCCGUGGGGCUCGGACGAGCACACUUUCGAUCUUUGCGGGCGGGGAGGAGGCGGUCGUCCAAACUCCGGUCAGCUGGAUCGGGACCGCCGUCCACCCAUUCUCCUCAUCGUUGGCUACCCCUCGUCCUCGUCAUCGCCUUCAGAACCUCCACUGA